This is a messenger RNA of Spirometra erinaceieuropaei, 9365 nucleotides long. NCBI's taxonomy places the organism in Eukaryota, Metazoa, Platyhelminthes, Cestoda, Diphyllobothriidea, Diphyllobothriidae. The record is from the annotation of a GenBank genome assembly.
AUGACACACAUUCUUCGGCGACGGACCGAGCACUUCCCAGACGUCUUCAACCGCCCCUCCACCAUCUCCGACGCCUCCAUCACCCGUUUGCCGCAAGUGGAGACCAACGUGGAAUUCGAUCUCUCACCCUCUCUUCAUAAAACAAUGAGGGCCGUGCAGCAGCUCUCAGGCGGAGAGCGCCCGGAUCGGACGCGAUCCCUGCUGAGGUCUACAAGCACGGCGGCCCCAACUCAUGGAUCAUCUGACUGUAUUCUUAAUAAUAAUAAUAAUAAUAAUAAAGAGUAAAGAACACUCGUUAGGCAGAAGCUCCCUGGACGAAAGCCGUGUUGGACAUCACACAACAUUUUGUUCUGCUCCAGGUAUUUCAUCAAGUGUCUUUUAAUAAUGCGUUCCAUUAUUUUACAGGCGAUGCAAGUAAGAUUGACGGGACGAUACUUUCCACAGUCAAGUCUUCAGCCUCCUUUAUGGAUCGGAGUAAUGAGUGCGCACUUCCAUUCCUCCGGGAGCUCGCCGUCUUCAAAUGACUUUUGAAAUAUUGCGGAUAAGGGCUUGCACAGUUCGUUAGCAAGUUCCGAAGUGCUAGUGCGGGAAUUCUAUCUGGGCCAGGCGAUUUGGCAGGUUUCAGCGGGAGUAGCUCGGCCCUAACUAUGGUCGAUGAAGAGAGUGGUUCCUCGGUUAAGGAGGGUAAGGGGGUGUAGGAGGGGGAAGGGUACUAGGAGGAGACGUCGGUUGGCAAACGGAUGGAUAGGCAAAUAUAGAACUAGGUUCUCGGCUGAAGACGGACAGAAAGAAAUUAGAAAGUAGGGAAGCUCUGACUUUGUCAUCUGUCUCCACUUUUCCAUCUGCAGACCUUAGAGCAGGGAUCAGCUCCUGAGUCCUUUUAGUACUUCGUAUAUAGCAAUAUCGCAUUUUCGGAUGUUCCAACGAAUUUCGCAGUAUGUUCAGUUUGGAAGUCUCACUUUUACCAACUUUACGUUGUCGCUUAUUUUCCCGUAAAUGUAAUUCGGAGCCAGUUAGUCUGCAAUGCCUCCACUGACGACUCCUUUUUCUGAAAGAGGCCUUUAAGUCCGAGUUUAUCCUUUUGGGCGUUUUUUAUAACUAUGUGGCUGAUUACUGAUGCUCCAGAUCUGUGGCUUAAAGUCUCAAAUAAACUUAUUUGUCCCAAGCUAGCGAUUAAUUCCUGAAGAAAUUAAAGGUUGCAAUUAAUAUGUUUCCCUUAUUCCAGUUUCCAGGAUUUUGUACAGUAACCAGCGGCGUUGAAUACUAUCAAAUGCUUUCGUGAGUUCAAUCCAAACGACAUCGACUCUUGUGUCAUCGUCUAACGAGCAGGACCACUGCUGCAUUGAAAACAGUGCGUUUGUUAAAUAGGGGUGGUUUUGUCGAAAACCACGCUAGACACUGUCGAAGAUAUCCUUUUACCCGAGGAUCAUCAUGGGAGACUUUUAGAUGAUCCAUCCCACAGCUCUGCUACAAAGGCAUUUCAGGCUCGGCGGCCCUUAUUUAUUAGUUUAUGUUAUAAACCCACACUUGUAAUUGGUUACAUGCGAAUUUUAGACGAGGUAGGCAAAAUCAGUACAUAGUGCAAUUCAUAGUUUUUGAAUUAUUAGGACGUUAAGAAAAAUGAUUAGCGAGGGGUGAAAAAAACUCCUCGGAAAAAGUUAAAGAUGAUUGGAUGAAUUUUAUAGGAGAAAAAACCCUCAAUGAAAAAGCAAUAACAGAGAAAUGCGGGCAGGACUGGCCUGCAUGUGGCGGUAUAUAAUGGAUUAUAAUCGACAGAAAUAAACGUCAGCUGCAUAUGGCAUUGUAUAAUGGAUUUGAUGAAGGGUAAGUAUGCGGGUCACUCGGGACUGGCCUGUAUUUGGCCUUGAAUAAGGCAAAAAGUGGCAAAAAUUAAAGCCAGUCUCGAGGCGAUAGGAACCCAGGUGCGGUCAGUUACAUUCAUCCGGAUCCAUCCGAGGAUGGGGCAAGGGUGAUGCGACUAGACUACUAGUAUAUGGCGAAUACAGAAGGUUUCGCCAAGAGCGUCGAUGGAGCGCCUUCUGUGGGGGCAAGAUGCAUGAACUUAAAAAUUGAAAAAAUUAUCAUAUCUGGUGAAGGAUCUUAGGAUGCGAUACGACUCACAAAGGAAGGAAAUGUGAACAGAUACGGAAAGUUAAUGGCGGCGUCCUAAAUUCCUGGUGGCCCUUUCUCAGUGUCAUAGAGAAAGUUGUCCGGGAAGGAUGAGGAAAAUAAAAGUUUAAUCGACUCAGCGUUCAUAUAAAGGCGUUACCUUCUCUUAAGGGUAUGUAGAUUAUCUGAAGACUAUAUUUAUUGGAAGGUUAUUCCAGAGGAAAGUACAUCUGGAAGCGAAAAAUAGAGAACGCUUAGAGGUGGAGGAAGCUGGAUGAGGUAUAACCAAGGAUUAGUUGCGAAGAUUUUAUGGGCAACUACUAGGGGUAAGUGCUGAAAUCCAAGGAAGAUUGGAACUAUUACUAAUGAGAAAGAGGAGACAGAAGCCUGCGUCUAGUCUCCGAACCCAUAAAAAUUUUAGGCUAAUUAGCUGGUAUCUAUCUGAGUGGGAGAUAUUUGGAUGUUCUCUAUCUAAAAGUUUUUUAGAAAAACGUCUUUGUACCUUUUUAAUUUUUAAACGACUAGCCUCAUUCAGCAAACCAAAGAAUGAGCAGCAAUACUCGAGAAUGGGAAGUACAAACAUACGAUAAAGUCUUAAUUUAAUUUCAGGAAGGUAGAAAUUGUAAGAAAUAAAGCCACAAAUCUGGGCAACUUUGGCUGUAAUUCUGUCAGCGUGCGGCGAGUGAUUAAGAUUAUUAGUGUAGCUUAAACUUAAAUCAUUGAUGGUGGUACAUUCAGUCAUAGGUGCGCCUUGAAAGACCACUGGUUGGAUAGUCUGUCAGGUCCAAAACACAUAUAGCGACAUUUAGACGGAGAGAAUUCCAUUGGCCAUUUUGAGCUCCAAGCUGAGAGAACAAGCAAGUCAGCAUGGAUUUGCUCCAGGCAAUGAAGACUCGUAGAUUUAUUUAAAGAACAUACACAUUUGAGAUCAUCGGCAUAAAUAAAUGGUUGCGAAUGAUUAACUGCCGCCAAGAUAUCACUUACGUAAAGCAAGAUCAAAAGAGGACCUAAAACGGUGCCUUGUAGGACACCAAAAUCAGAGGGGUGAAUAUCUUUGCCAAAAACGAUUGUUAAAUAUGUGGAAGCAGCCUGGAGAGUUUGUAAACAAGUUCCUUUUGAACUUUGGUCGUUAUUUGGUCCGGACUGGGAAUUUGUAUUCCUUAAGCGCCAGAAGCUCCUUCAGGUUAGCUCACCUAAACCGACACCACCACAGGUGCACACACUAUUGACAGUCCGUCGCCAUCAACCGCCGCCACCUCUAAAAUCCUGCCACAACUUCCAUAUGGACAGCGACUACUAUUAAUUUUCCCAUUGCUUCUCUUUAAUCUCCACCUACGCGUAGUGAUCGUCGUGUCCGUAACCCUGAUCAUUUCCAACUUAUAUACGGCGCCUAACGUUUGUUAUUUCGCUCACGUUUUGCACAUUUGAACUCCGUUUUCCUAGGAGGGGUAUUUUAUUGAUUAUAAAGUGUUUUUUCAUAGUGUGCCGACAUCCAUCCUCGGUGUUCCGAAAGAGCAACCGCUCUACGUGCAACAUUCCUAAGUAUGAUUGACAGAAUUACACCGGCUCGGUAACAUACCAGUUUGCAGCCAAUAUGAUCGCGGACAUAGUGUUUUCUUAACAUAAAACAAUUAAGCUUUUAUCUAGCAUAUUUACCUCGGUUUUUUACUAAAUACUGGCAAAUUAUUUGGCGUGGUUUCUGGAAAGCCUGUUGAACGUUUGGCUUGCCUUGUCGGUCGUGAGAGGUAUGCGCCUAAUAUUUCGUGACAGGUUAGGGGAAUAUCACUCCGUGUUUUUAUAUAUCGGAAGAUUUUGGCGUCUUUCAUUGCGGAUUCCUGCUGUUAGCAAUUGGCAGUUUAAUUUUCAUUGAUUAGCGACUCUUCUGCCAGUCAAGGGAUGCGGACCAUUGUGUUAUGCGUCAAAACAUAGAUGGCCGAAAAGUACUUUGGUUUUCGGUCUCCUACUCAUGAACUUUUGUAAGAGCCCGACACUCAUCACCUUCCCAUCAUUUCUUCUUCGACCUCUACAGAGAACUCGGCUGAUUGGUUUUUGCUUACAAUUUGCACAAAUUUCUGCUGGAGUCCUUCGAAUGUUCAGUGAUAUAUGGAUUCAAAUCGAAGAUCUUGGAUAAGCCCUUCAUAUUCAGGGAAAUGAAAUUUACUACGACAAGCUUCUGCUGAAAUUUUAAGCGACUGCCGAUCGAUUUCUAGCGCAGUUUCAUUGCCUGCACCCCAUUUACCAGGACACGGUUAAGAAAUGAAUGUAAAUGGGAUUAUUUGGUUCGGCGUAAUUUUUUGGAUAUUGAGUUUCGCUGGACUCUUUCUCAGUGUCACGGCCGGAUUUUAUUUUCACAGACAUUUCCUUGCUUUUAUCUUUACGGAAUAUCAGCUGAAGGUAGUAAUGACUACUAGUGGAAUUUAUGGUUGCUGGCUUGUUCUGACCGCUAGUACUGCAGCAAACACAGCAAAGACUCUGCAAGUUUUGGCUGUUGUUAUGUUUUUUCUUCAAACAUGCAUCAACGUGGUUGUGGAGGUUACCGUUUUAUACCGUGUUUUUGCCAACCGGGAAUAUUAUAUUGAACACGUAUUGAAUCAAACAGUCUCGAAGCUAGUAGAGACCUAUCACAUUUCUGAAAAAGCGAGUAACGUAAUGGAUAAUGUUCAUUACUUCUUUGAAUGUUGUGGAAUUACUCAAUGGCACACCGAAUGGUGGCUUGACAUAAAUGGCUCUAUGAAGAAGUCCUUGAACAGUCCCUUUGCUUGGGUUCCGGCAAGUUGCUGUCUUCCCCAUGUACGGUCAAAAGACUGCGGUUUUGCUACUCCUAGGACAAGACCACACGAUAAGUCGUCGGAGAAGGAACUAUCGGAUUUUUGGGAACCCGGAAAAAGUCAGUACUUUGAAUAUGGAAGUAUUGCAGCCGCUAGUUGGUACAAUAGACUAUUUAACGAACCAUGCCCAGAUCUCAUCAAGGAGUAUAUUGGAGAACUCCCAACAUACGCUCUCAUGCUCAUUUUAGCGCUUACUGUAGGGAAGGCAACCAUCAGUUUGGCCGCACUCAUGUCUUUGUUCAAGAAGGAUUAGCUUUUUCAUUAAAUGGAAGCUUACUGAUUUUAAUGCGGAAAUACAAACUCCAGCUUAACGUUGGGCAAAGGGCAUGUGAAGGAUACAGUAUGUUAAAGAAUUUCACGUAAAAGUGCGGACAGUUUACCGUUCGCGUGCAUCUGACUGUAAGUGUUGUUGCUCCGAUAGGGCGUACAAUCUUCCAUGUAUUCAAAACGUUCCGGAUUGGGAACAAAGCACUUAUAAUGCGGAAAAUGAAAGUCUGGGGUCAUUAUGAAGGACACUAAAUAUGUGAAGACACCCACAAGUGGCAACGGCUAGAUGAGUUAAUAUUCCUGAAGCAGGAGAAAAUUAUGUUCCGUCAUAUGCAAUUGAGCUGAAUCUGGACGUAAGCGGGAGCGCUCGACCUAUUUCCGGCUUACCCCAUCUUUUCAGACUCCGUUUCCAUCCUGUAAAUAUAUGAGACAUGCUUAAAUUGUGAAUAUGCUUCGAGCUCCACAAUUUGGAACUGUGAUGUUAAUAGGCAAUCCGUUAUCCUGGAGUAUUUAUUGGUUGUUCUGAUGGCCAGUUGGGACUGUUUGCUCGACCCGGCAUUUAGUUGUGCCAGAAAAGUGCUCAUAAUCUAAAUUAACUAUCCUGCGUGCUAUUUAAUGUCAUGGAAAAGUGUGCAAAUAAUCGUAACCGUAGAAGCGAGAGCCGUUACGUUCUUUGCAGUUGUUAUUUCGGGGUCAAAUUUUGAAGGGAACCAACAACGGCAGAUGAUAUUAUUUACUUGGCACAUAGUUUGGGAGUGAAGUUGAGCACUACCAAUAAUGUUUUGUUGCUAAACGACCGAACAGCACUAUGAAGGUGCAGGGGAGGCUGAUAAGACCCAAGAUUUCCCCAUACGGUUUUCAGGAAAAAAACUGCUGCAUGGAAGGAGAAGGAAUAAAAAAGCAGAUUAACCGUGAAAAUAAGCUAUAGAUAAAGUGCACAGUGAUGGAAAGCUCAAAAAUCUAUUUAAGCUACCGGCGACUCGGCGCUAGCAGGUUUUAGCACGACCUGAAGUGCAAAGAAUAAAGCGGCCGCGCCCCUUAUCUUGCGCAAUAUCUGCUAUGGGCCCGGACGGCUUUGCGCGAUUCUUGCUGAUACAGAGCGGCAAAUGAAUCAUAAAUAUUUAAAUUAGUGCGCGUGGAGGUGUUGUGGCAGACCUGGAAUGAGAACGCAAAGGGAUGGGGCUCUGACAAACCAGCAGCAAUUACAGAAUCCCGAAAAGGAUAGUCGGGGAAUUAGUCAAAGGCGGCGUAGUCAACGUCUGUAACGAAAUACAAACUAUUCAUUAAAGGUAGGUCGAAUAGAAAAUCGAGUUUCGUACGGGUGUCAAUACCUGCAAAGAAAAUCAUGACAUCUCUUGCGAAACCGUAGUAAUAUAAACCAAACGCAGAGCAAAUGGUGUGCGCAAACAGAGCAGACUCAGAUGUGACCUCCUAGGUACAAGAUUAUAGGUGCGUGUAGUACAUAAAUAAUGGCAAUUUAAUCAUGAUUAAAUGUCUGAUGGUGCAUUUUUCAUUAUAGAAGAAGCUCUGUGUAAAGGAUCGGGAAUAUAAAGGUUAACUGGUUCAUUGUCAACUUAGAGGUGUCUUAUUCCCUUUUAAAUAGACAGGCUAUGUGAUAAAUUAAUACCACUUGGCUGAUUCUCACGGAGGAAAGUAUGCUUGAAAUCAAAGGAAAGAGGGUGGUAAGAAGUGAAGGAGCCGGAAGGAAGUGGUCAAGGAAGAGCUACGAAUGCUGCAUGGGCAAAUAAUGUCGGCAGUUGCUGAAAUUCUAGAAAAAAUUGCAAGCUUCCAACCCCAUAACCAAUUGAAUGUUUAGGUUGCAUAGCUAGUAUAUUAACGAUCAGGAAGUAAAUGGGUGUCUUUGGCAUAAUGACUACACGCAAAUGGUGCGUACCAAUUUUCACGCGCGUACUUCGAAGUUGAGUCGAAUUCCCAGCUCUCCGAGUUUUAGUUGAUUUUAUUUGAUAGUAUAGGGCAUACUGACCUUCGCGUGGAAAUAAACUGCGAACUCACAACGUAUCCUUUGGAUUUGGAUUUCGAGUACACCAACUCGAAAGUUCUACCAUUCUUGGAAUUUUCGGAUCUCGACGUUAUUUCCCACGGUAUCAGGAGGAAGAUUCUACGCGAAUUCUCCAAGGAACAGAACCAUUAAUUAGUCCUCUCAUUCGCGCCGGUGAAAUAUACCACAAAUUCUCCACCAACAGAUAUUUGCAAUCGUCCACCCAUCUGUUCAAGGCUCCCUAAUUGACUUUUUCCGAGAUCUACGUCGAAAACUACAAUCGGCAGAGUCGUUUCCUAUUUAACUUCAUAAUUGGAAAAGUAUAUAUUCUAACAAUUGCUGAAAACAUCCUGCACUACUCUAGAACUGAUUGACGAGUUUGAAAACCUUCAACAAUGAGCCAAUCAGUUAUAAAAAAAAAACGUGUUCACAAAAGUUACGCAAUUGAGAUUUGAACUCGUUACCUGAGGAUCCAGAGGCCAGGGUGUUAACCACUACACCACCAACGAACGGCCUGGCGCUGAUCAGAUAAGUUUGUUAACUACAGAAGAGCAGCUGAGAACGGUCUUUAAUUCAUUAGUAGUCUCUUGCGAUAAAAUGCCGCUGGAAUCAUUAGGGGCCAGGAGGCAUAAGCACAAUAGGCUCCAAGAGACAAGACAGGAAAUAAGAACCGGUUCACUGCCAAGAGGCCCUGGAAACUGUAUGACAGACGGGACGGAUUCUGGGCUUGUCGGUCGCUGUGUCAGCUGUGAGGAACUUGAAAGGCGAGCCCAGACGCCAGAAGAGAAGCAGGACUACUGACGGACAUCAUUAUGGCUAUUCUGAAGCACAGUAACAUAAAAUUAUUAAAUAAUCCGCCAAAUUUCCGAUCGAUAGGUGACGAUCAUCCUACAUAUAAAGACACUGGCUCGGAAAACUCGAAGUCAGCCAGGCAGAGGAAGCGAGUUAUGUCUCCAGGGGAAACUCCAGACAAAUCAGUUCCGGUGGAUAACGAGGCGGUCGACGCUAUGCAUUAAAAAUAGGUCAGGUUUCACGUCCUGCUAUAGUAACUAAACCUGCCAAAUCAUCGAACACUAAAGUUAGGAAAGCCAGGGUGACCCUCAGAAGAUCUGUAAGAAACUACAAGGACUCGCCGUUAUUCUUGGAAUGUAACGCUGUUACUCCACUUCAUCACAAGGCUAACUCAACUGGGAAGUGCCCUAACCAUUCCGUUGACGGAAAAGGACACGAUAAGCCUUCGUGCAGUAAAUUGCAACAGGGUAAUGAUUGUACGAGCUCCACUGCCGGAGCAAGUACGUCACAUGAAAAUCUAUGCCCUAUAACCCCCUCGACGGCCGAAAAUCAGUCAGAUAUCGAAGUGUCAGCAUCCGUCGCGAAUACUACAGUAGCAUUACAUCAUCCUAGCGCGGACGGGAAAGUAAUGAGCUCUUCCAUAAAUCGUAAGCAAAAUAUUGUCAUAAGGGACGCCCCAGAGUCCACGUCCUGCAUUCCGAAGGAUUGAGCGACGCACGACCUAGACCUUUAUUUGAGACUUUAAGCCACAGAACUGGAGCAUCAGUAAUAAGCCACAUAGUUAUAAAAAACGUCCAAAAUGGAUAAACCCGGACUUGAAGGUCUGUUUCAGAAAAAGAAAUCGUCCGUGGAGGCGUUACAGACUAAUUGGAUCCGAAGCACACUUACAGGAAUAUAAGCAGCAACGAAACGUUUGUAAAGAUGAGGCCUCAAAGCUGCGAAAGAAGUUUUAACUGAACAUACUCCGAAAUUCGUUGGAGCAUCCGAAAAUUCUAUAUGGCUAUAUACGAAGUACUAAAAGGACUCAAUAGCUGAUCCCUGCUCUUAGGUCUGCAGAUGGAAAAGUGGAGACUGAUGACCAGGUUAAAGCAUCCCUCCUUUCCGACUUCUUUCAGUCCGUCUUUACCCGAGAACCUAGUUCUAUAUAUGCCCAUCCAUCCAUUCGUCAACCAACCUCUCCUCCCAUUAUCCUUCCCCCUCCUGUCCCCUCCCUACCCUCCUUAAACGAGGAACCACUCUUUUCAUCUACAGUUGUUAGGGCCGAGCUACUCCGGAUGAAACCUGCCAAAUCGUCUGCCCCAGAUAGAAUUCCCGCCCUAGCACUUCGCGAACAGGAAGCACAAAUUGUGGAGAAAAUACUGCGUCACUAG